Molecule: messenger RNA, 1506 nt
Organism: Heterobasidion irregulare TC 32-1
Lineage: Eukaryota; Fungi; Basidiomycota; Agaricomycetes; Russulales; Bondarzewiaceae
Gene: cyp68
Product: cytochrome P450 monooxygenase 68
Exons: 9
Coding region: 1-1506 (501 amino acids)
Molecular function (GO): heme binding; iron ion binding; monooxygenase activity
Source: RefSeq, a predicted model, not a curated record
AUGUUGGAGACAGUCCAGAUUCCAGCUCUCUUUCUCGUAAUUGCUUGCUUAUGUGCAUAUCUAUCCAUUUCACGCCGCCCUUGUCUCCCGGCCAUUCCGCCUGGUCCUAGGCCUCUCCCUCUCCUCGGUAACAUACUUUUCAUUUCGCCACGUAAAUCAUUGGAGACCUAUGCCAAGUGGGCGCGCCAGUAUAAGAGUGGCAUCGUGUCUGUUCAUGCGUUUGGACAGAUGACUGUCGUCGUUAACACUAUCGAAGCUGAAAAUGAAAUGUUUCAGCGCCGUUCAACCAUCUACUCUGACCCACCACGAAUGCCCAUGAUUGACUUAAUGGAGUGGGACUUCAACACUGGCUUGAUGCCUUAUUCAAGCGCGUGGCGUACGAGGCGAAAGAUGCUUCAUCAGUUUCUGCAUUCUAGGGCUGCUAUACAAUACCAUCCAAUGCAGAAGAAAUAUUCAGGGGAGCUGAUGAGGCUAUUGUGCCUGACGCCGGAGAAUUUUAUAGCUCAUUUGCGAUAUUACGCGUCAUCCAUUGUCAUGUCGGUGGCUUACGCGCAUGAUGUAUCUCACUCAGAAGAUCGGUACAUAGACAUCGCAGAGCAAGCAGUUGGUAUGCUGUCUGGAUUAGUAUUCCCGGGCGCAAAGCUCGUCAACGCGCUACCAAUCUUGAGGCACUUGCCGGGAUGGCUCCCGGGAGCUGGUUUCAAAGCAUAUGCAGAGAAGUGCGCCCCCCUGACGCGAGAGAUGAGACAAAGGCCGUUUGAGGCAGUAAAAUGUAGCAUGGUAAGCUGUCAAUGUGAGGGAUUUGUGUCAAUCUCGUUAACUCUACAAUUCAAGAUCGAUGGCUCAGCGGUCCAUCCUUCGAUAGUGGCGACAUUGCUUGAGGCGGGUGAGGCCGACGAGGAGGCUAUCGUGGACACAGUGUCAACGUUGAUCACUGCGAUUCUGGCACUCGUCCUGCACCUUGACGUGCAAUAUCGAGCUCAAAACGAGAUCGACACUGUUGUUGGUCGCGAGCGUCUUCCAGAUUUUGGAGAUCCACUUCCUUACGUUGGAGCAGUUUGCCGCGAAAUUUCCAGGUGGAAACCAGUCACACCACUUGGUGUAGCACACUCAACUUACGACGACGAUGUUUACAAAGGAUGUGGUAUACCGAAAGGUACGAUCAGGGCCAUCCUACAUGAUCCUGUCAAGUAUCCUGAUCCAGAGUCAUUCAAACCAGAACGAUUUAUGACGGAUGACGAUACACUCAACGAUGACAAUGUGCAAGCUGGAUUUGGAUUUGACAGACGCGUUUGUAUCGGACAACAUCUUGCCAGUGCGACAUUAUGGUUCAUGGUUGCACACACGUUAGCAAUAUACAAUAUCAAGAGGGCGAAGGAUGGUGCAGGGUUAGACAUCCCAAUUCAUGUUGAGUAUACCGACGGUCUUGUCAGUCAUGCGUUACCAUUUAGGUGCUCCUUUAGUCCCAGAGAUCAGAAGGCCGAGAGGUUGAUUCGAGAGGCUUGA